AAAAAGGAGUUUCUCUCUCCUCUCCCUCUCAUCUCUGUUUUCUUUUUCAUCCUUGUGCCCCCGUUCCCCAAAAUAACGAAAAUCUGACUGCCCUCCACAGUAGUGUUUCUCUCUCCUUCACACACACCACACACCCGUCACACGGCACGGCACUGUCACACAACAUUACAAAGUCGUAGCUCGUCGAGUGCCCUUUUGGGUUUCUCCGUAGUAAAUCACAGGCGCGGUUUUUCGAGGUCCUCUCUCCAAAUACACGUUUAUUGCCUCUGCGAAACCCAGAUGGUGAAAUGCCCUUGCGCGUAAAACGAUUUGAUCUCUCUCUUCAUCUUCAUCGCUUAAUUCGCCAUUACCGUUUUCACUGCCACCGACUUACUUUCUUCAAUCCGUUUCUUCUUCUUCAUCAUCCGCAAGAGAACGCCGAUAUUCGCUAAUGGGUAUCGCCCUUCUGCGAACGAUCCAAGAGUUGCCCAAUUUGGAGCUCGCCUCAAUCUGCGUCAACCUCACUCUCCUCCUCGUCUUCCUCUUCGUCGUCUCCGCCCGCCGGAUAUUCGUCUGCGCCGGCCGAAUUCGCCCCCUCAAGGACGAUUCCUCCGCCGCCGCCUCCGCCGCCCGCCCGAUUCAGCGGAACGACGGAGAAAUUCGAGAGGUUAGAAUCGGCGCCGACUUCAAACUCUCCCUCGUAUGCUGUUUCUAUGUGCUGUUUGUGCAAGUUGUGGUGUUAGGCUUUGAUGGGGUUGGUUUGGUGAGAGACUCUGUGGAAUGGCACAGUGUGGAUUGGUCUGUGAUUUGUUUGCCUGCAGCCCAGGCCUUGGCUUGGUUUGUUUUGAGCCUCUCUGCUCUGCAUUGCAAAUUCAAGGUGUGUGAGAAGUUCCCAUUGGUUUUGAGGGUGUGGUGGUUCUUGUCAUUUGUGGUUUGUGUAUGCACUUUGUAUGUUGACGGUAGAGGUUUUUUAAUAGAAGGAUCAAGAAUUCAGCUUUCCCAUGCCAUUGCAAAUUUAGCAUCAACCCCAGCUCUAGCUUUUCUUUGUUUCAUUGCUUUUAGGGGUAGUUCUGGAAUAGAGGUUUGUAGAGACUCCGACCUUCAGGAGCCAUUGCUUCUUGAAGAAGAAGCUGGGUGUCUUAAGGUCACUCCCUAUGGUGAUGCCGGGCUGUUUAGCUUGGCUACUCUCUCCUGGCUAAACCCUCUUCUUUCGAUCGGGGCAAAGAGGCCUCUAGAGCUGAAGGACAUUCCCCUUCUCGCUCCGAAAGACCGAGCCAAGACUAACUACAAGGUCCUGAAUUCGAAUUGGGAGAAACUGAAGGCGGAGAAUCCGUCCAAACAGCCGUCUUUGGCGUGGGCGAUUCUCAAGUCGUUUUGGAAGGAGGCUGCUUGUAAUGCCGUCUUUGCUGGCUUGAACACUCUUGUUUCCUAUGUUGGACCGUACAUGAUCAGCUAUUUUGUUGAUUACUUGGUAGGAAAGGAGACUUUCCCUCAUGAAGGGUACGUCCUUGCUGGGACUUUCUUUGCAGCAAAGCUGGUGGAGACGAUAACAACCCGGCAAUGGUAUCUCGGAGUGGACAUUUUGGGUAUGCAUGUGAGAUCAGCGCUGACCGCGAUGGUGUAUAGGAAGGGGCUCAGGCUGUCGAGCACGGCUAAGCAAAAUCAUACUAGUGGAGAGAUUGUGAACUACAUGGCGGUAGAUGUGCAGAGGGUGGGAGACUACUCUUGGUAUCUCCAUGACAUGUGGAUGCUUCCGAUGCAAAUCAUUUUAGCGCUCGCGAUUUUGUACAAGAAUGUGGGUAUCGCUUCUGUUGCAACUUUGAUUGCGACCAUAAUCUCCAUUGUUGUCACUAUUCCUCUGGCGAAAGUCCAAGAGGAUUAUCAAGAUAAGUUGAUGGCUGCCAAGGACGAAAGGAUGAGAAAAACAUCCGAGUGUCUGAGGAACAUGAGGAUUCUCAAGUUGCAAGCUUGGGAGGAGAGGUACCGAGUGAUGUUAGAGGAGAUGCGUGGCGUGGAGUUCAAGUGGCUGCGCAGAGCCCUCUACUCGCAAGCUUUUAUCACGUUCAUCUUCUGGAGCUCCCCCAUAUUUGUUUCAGCUGUCACUUUUGGUACUUCCAUAUUGUUGGGUGGCCAGCUCACUGCAGGUGGUGUUCUCUCUGCUCUGGCCACUUUCAGGAUACUUCAAGAACCACUUAGAAACUUCCCUGAUUUGGUGUCAAUGAUGGCCCAGACAAAAGUUUCUCUUGAUCGCAUUUCUGGGUUCCUGCAGGAGGAAGAAUUACAGGAAAAUGCAACCAUUUCCCUUCCGCAGGGUGUCACGAACACUGCGGUGGAAAUUAAAGAUGGUGUAUUUAGUUGGGAUCGUACCUCUCCAAGACCAACAUUAUCAGGAAUACAAAUGAAAGUAGAGAAAGGAAUGCGUGUGGCUGUUUGUGGAAUGGUUGGCUCUGGAAAAUCAAGCUUUCUCUCUUGUAUCCUCGGGGAGAUCCCAAAGAUCUCUGGUGAAGUAAAAGUAUGCGGCAGUGCUGCCUAUGUAUCCCAGUCUGCAUGGAUACAGUCUGGAAAUAUAGAAGAAAAUAUCCUUUUCGGGAGCCCAAUGGAGAAACCCAAGUACAAGAAUGUUAUCCAUGCUUGUCAAUUGAAAAAAGAUUUGGAACUUUUCUCACAUGGAGAUCAUACCAUAAUAGGAGAUAGAGGUAUAAAUUUGAGUGGCGGCCAAAAGCAACGGGUGCAGCUUGCAAGAGCACUCUAUCAAGAUGCUGACAUUUAUUUACUUGACGAUCCCUUUAGUGCGGUUGAUGCGCACACAGGCUCAGAUUUGUUUAAGGAAUACAUAAUGACAGCUUUAGCAGAUAAAACUGUAGUUUUUGUUACUCAUCAAGUAGAAUUUCUGCCUGCUGCUGAUCUGAUUCUGGUACUUAAAGAUGGGCACAUCAUACAGGCAGGCAAAUAUGACGAUCUUUUACAGGCAGGAACUGAUUUUAACACAUUGGUCUCUGCUCAUCACGAGGCAAUUGAAGCCAUGGAUAUCCCCAAUCAUUCAUCAGAGGAUUCAGAUGAAAACUUGUUUCCAGACGCUUCGGUUUCAAAUGGUGGGAAUUGUCAUCCAGAUGGAAAUAACAUUGACAAUUUAGCAAAGGAAGUGCAAGAGGGUGUAUCAGCUGCUGAGCAGAAAGCAAUUAAAGAGAAGAAGAAAGCAAAACGCUCAAGGAAAAAACAGCUUGUUCAGGAAGAAGAGAGAGUAAGAGGAAGAGUUAGCAUGAAGGUAUACUUAUCGUAUAUGGCUGCGGCCUAUAAAGGAUUAUUGAUUCCAUUUAUAAUUAUCGCCCAAGCACUAUUUCAGUUCCUUCAAAUAGCCAGCAAUUGGUGGAUGGCUUGGGCAAAUCCCCAAACAGAAGGGGACAAACCUAAAGUGAGUUCUAUGGUCCUUAUUGGUGUUUACAUGGCCCUGGCUUUUGGGAGCUCUUGGUUUAUAUUCAUUAGGGCUGUUCUGGUAGCUACAUUUGGUCUAGCAGCUGCACAAAAGUUAUUUUUGAAGAUGCUUAGAAGUGUGAUUCGAGCACCAAUGUCUUUCUUUGACUCCACUCCUGCUGGACGAAUCUUGAAUCGUGUAUCAAUUGAUCAAAGUGUGGUGGAUCUUGAUAUUCCUUUUAGACUUGGUGGGUUUGCUUCGACGACAAUACAACUAAUUGGCAUUGUUGGUGUUAUGACAGCAGUUACUUGGCAAGUUCUGCUUCUUGUAAUUCCUAUGGCUGUUGCUUGCCUGUGGAUGCAGAAAUACUAUAUGGCUUCCUCAAGGGAGCUGGUUCGCAUCGUUAGCAUCCAGAAAUCUCCAGUUAUUCAUCUUUUUGGCGAGUCAAUUGCUGGAGCAGCCACAAUAAGAGGCUUUGGACAAGAAAAAAGAUUCAUGAAGAGGAACCUUUAUCUGCUUGAUUGUUUUGCUCGCCCAUUCUUCUGCAGCCUUGCAGCAAUAGAAUGGCUCUGCCUUCGCAUGGAAUUGCUCUCCACCUUUGUAUUUGCUUUCUGCAUGAUUUUGCUCGUGAGCUUUCCACAUGGAACUAUUGAUCCAAGCAUGGCGGGCCUUGCGGUUACUUAUGGCCUUAAUUUAAAUGCACGACUGUCACGGUGGAUACUUAGCUUUUGCAAGCUUGAAAACAAAAUUAUAUCAAUAGAGAGAAUUUACCAAUACAGCCAAAUUCCUGGAGAAGCUCCACUUGUCAUUGAGGAUUCUCGUCCUCCAACUUCAUGGCCAGAGAAUGGAACAAUUGACCUGAUUGAUCUAAAGGUUCGUUACAAGGAGAAUCUUCCUGUGGUACUUCAUGGUGUAUCCUGCAGUUUCCCUGGUAGAAAGAAUAUUGGAAUUGUUGGACGUACUGGAAGUGGUAAAUCUACAUUGAUACAGGCAUUAUUUCGGUUAAUUGAACCAGCAGGUGGGAAGAUCUUAAUAGACAGUAUUGAUAUUUCGUCAAUCGGGCUUCAUGACCUUCGUAGUCGUCUAAGCAUCAUACCCCAGGAUCCUACCUUAUUUGAAGGGACUAUCCGAGGCAAUCUGGAUCCCCUUGAAGAGCAUUCCGAUUAUGAAAUAUGGCAGGCACUCGACAAGGCUCAGCUUGGCGACGUAAUCCGUGAGAAAGAGCAAAAACUCGAUACACCAGUGCUUGAAAAUGGAGAUAAUUGGAGUGUUGGGCAGAGGCAACUUGUUUCCUUGGGCCGUGCACUGCUUAAACAGGCAAGGAUAUUGGUGCUUGAUGAAGCAACAGCAUCAGUUGACACGGCCACAGACAAUUUGAUCCAGAAAAUUAUUCGAACAGAGUUCAAGGAUUGUACAGUGUGCACUAUCGCACAUCGUAUUCCAACUGUCAUCGACAGUGAUCUCGUUCUGGUGCUCAGUGAUGGUCGAGUUGCAGAGUUUGACACUCCUGCACGACUACUAGAGGAUAAAUCAUCAAUGUUCCUAAAAUUGGUAACCGAGUAUUCAUCGAGGUCGAGUGGCAUACCAGAUUUUUAGAUUACAUGGCAUGCCACAGCCAAAAAUCGGAAGGCGGGGCUAGAGAAGAAAACCAUCCUACAUCAGCCGCGGCAUCUGGUGCUGCUGCAUCUCAUAAAUCAAAAGACUAACAGGAAGGACAGAGGUGCAGGCGCUGUUUUAUGACCAAAACCCUUUUGAAGAAUUAUAUAGUUUCUACAUCCAAAGUGAGAGGGAUGAUUCAUCCCGAGGAGAAACUUCGAAAUUUGUUCAAGGUCUGCAUACGUUAUAACAGGGAAAUAAUAAGAUGGUGGAGGCAAGAAUAACACGAGAGAGAAGAAAUGGGCUGCAGAUUUUGUGGUUAGUGAUGUCAAUAAUGUAGCGUUUAGGUUGAAGCAAGAGGUUCUUCCUUCUUAUUCAGUUAGGGGAAUUUGUAGAGCUGGAUUAGUCAAAACUUAAAAAAACCUUUUGUUUUGAAGUUUUUAGUGGCAAGUAGUACAGUUUUAGGCUCUUUGCUAGACUUAUAAAUUUUACAUUUUUGGUUC
This is a messenger RNA of Morus notabilis, 5490 nucleotides long. RefSeq names its product ABC transporter C family member 5. Gene Ontology annotation, biological process: transmembrane transport. Gene Ontology annotation, cellular component: plant-type vacuole; vacuolar membrane. The transcript has 13 exons. Gene Ontology annotation, molecular function: ATP hydrolysis activity; ATP binding; ABC-type transporter activity. Bases 431 to 4987 code for a protein of 1518 amino acids. The record is from RefSeq and is a predicted model, not a curated record. NCBI's taxonomy places the organism in Eukaryota, Viridiplantae, Streptophyta, Magnoliopsida, Rosales, Moraceae.